Molecule: messenger RNA, 1252 nt
Organism: Salpingoeca rosetta
Lineage: Eukaryota; Choanoflagellata; Craspedida; Salpingoecidae
Exons: 8
Coding region: 118-984 (288 amino acids)
Biological process (GO): Golgi organization
Cellular component (GO): endoplasmic reticulum-Golgi intermediate compartment; membrane; endoplasmic reticulum
Source: RefSeq, a predicted model, not a curated record
UAUUUUCAUACACAUUUCUCGUCAGUGGACCAGAGAACGGCAGUGGAGGAAGACGAAGAAGAAGAGAAGAAAGAAGAAAGGAGCGAACGCUUGUUGGAAAAGCACACAACAACACACAUGUCGCUUGGUGGGGAGUUUGGCGCGGCCGGAAACGGCCCCGUGCCUGCACAGGCACUGCAUCGCAUGGUGGACCCUUAUCUUGGCGGGUUUGAACGAGCACUAACACAGUGGAGUCCAAAGCUGCUGUCACUGGCGCGCAUUUGCAUCCUGUCUACCUACUUUGAGGAUGGCGUGCGCAUGAUCCUGCAACGAAGGGAGCAAGCACUGCACUUCAAGCGCGAGUGGGGAUUGGGGUACACUCCAGCCUACAUGUUUGUUUUCCUCAACAUGCUCUUACAGUUACUGCCGGCGGCGUUGAUUCUGUUCCGCAAGCACGUCAAGGCCUCCUGUGCAUGCCUUGCGGGCGUGGUUGUUCUUCAAACCAUUGCGUACAACAUGGUCUUUGAUCUGCGAUUUUUCAUGAGGAAUGCGGCGGUUGUCGGCGGGCUGCUGUUCAUCUUGGCAGAUGAGAUGCAGCAAGCGAGCAACAUCUUCUCCAUGCCCCUCUUCAUGGCCGCAACCUCAGACAACAAGUCAACAAACUGGCUCCAGCUUGCUGGGCGGAUGCUGAUUGUGGCCAUGUUCAUGACGCUCGUCAUGUUUGACAGCGGUCUCCGCAUCUUCAUCGAAGUCAUUGGCCUUGUGCUGGUGCUGGCUGUUGCUGUUGGCUUCCAGACGAAGGUGUCUGCAGCGGUGCUUGUGUGUAUGCUCAUGAUUGAGAAUGUGCUUCUCAACGCGUUCUGGAUGCAGCGCCCGUCCUCCACCGCGUUUGACUUCAAACUGUACGACUUUUUCCAGACGAUGUCUGUGAUUGGCGGGCUGCUGAUGAUUGUUGCCCUGGGCCCCGGUGGCGUCAGCCUGGACCAGUCAAAGAAGUCGCUCUGAUGCCCACCCAUGAUCAUUACAGCGGUGUUAGUGACGGUGAUGGUGAUGGUGAUGAUCUCAUGUCGAAAAGACAGCAUCGUCACGUGUAUGUGCCAUUACACGGACAACAAGCAACAACAAGCAACAACAUCAUCGGCUGCUAUCACCCUGCGCCAACCCUUGCUCCCUCGCCAUCAACCUUUUUGCUUGCACCUGCCUGCUUCUCGCUUGCUUGCACGUUCGUUCGAAGAAGAGAGAGAAAGAGAAAGAGAACAGAGAAGAUGAAACA